AUGAAGCCUUUUUAUUUAACCUUACUCUUCUUCGCCCUAAUGGCUGUCGCCUGCGCGGAACCUGCGCCGGGAAAACAUACGCCCUACUCAUAUCAUGCACCCAAAAAUGGCAAACAAGUGGCCUUUGCACGCGGACCAAAUAACAAACAGAAAACUCUGGUGGUACAGAUACGCAGUGAUCAGCCAGUUCCAUUGGUUUUGAAAGGACGCCCCAAUAUGGCCCACACUCAUGCACAUGCCCAUGCUCACACUCACGCUCAUGCACAUGUGCACCCUGGGUCACUGCAUCAUUUGGGUCACUCUCAUGUCCACCAUCACAUUAAUGCUGGAGCUACACAUCUAAGAGGACACCAGAGGCCAAUUAAACUGCAAGCCGCACAAACAUAUUUGAAAAAUCCUUCAUUCCAACGUAAACCUUUGAAAAUCAAAUUACAAAAUACAAAAACCAAAUUGACAGCUGUGCACAAACCAGCCACCAGUUAUGAUGUGCCCUUCAAAUACGAAAUACCAAAUACACAAUCGCAAGUGUACAGUGGUGAAUUGCAGCAAUUGCCGUUGGAUCAUCACUUUGAUUUUAUCUCCGAACACUUUGCUCCUAUUCACACAAUUCCUGCUCCCAAUUUAUCGAUACAAGAUAAUCAUUUGCAUCCAGAAGAAACCUAUUUGCCACCCUCUUCUCCCCAGCCACAAGUGUAUCAUCAACAGCAGAACAACUAUCAAGUGAAUGAGGAAAGCACCAACGAUCAAACCUUUGUUGAUCCCUUAUCAGGCUCCCAAAAACUUAUUGCUCCCGAUCCAGAUCCCUCACUACCAGCUGCUCCCGUACGCCCUGCCACCGAACCUUUCAAUACGCCCAGCAAUGGCAAACCUUUGCCCGUAGACAUACAAACCAAUCAUUUGUCAGUGGCCCAACCUUUAUUGCAAAUUGUAGGUGCUCAAGCUGGCCAACAAAUAUCACCAGAAAUCUAUCCCAUACAAUACACACAACAUUUUGCUGCCGCUCCCGUACCCAUUUACAAUCCCACCUACUUGGUGCAACAAUCGAACAAUCUCUAUAGCCAGCACCAACAACAAUUGUUUAAACCAGCCGUUGUGCCUGUAGUUGAAGCUGGCUAUGUGAAUGCCGAUUUGACCCAGCAGGUGGCCAGCAAUGGACAGAUUUUACAGGCUGCUCAAGAUCCUCGCAAUAACAUACAUCCCGUUUUGGAUGUGGCACCACAUUUUGCUCCCUUGAUCGCUGCUCCUUCUUUAGAUGAAGAACAGUCGAUUGAAACGGCUCCAUUCCAUUUGCAAAAUCUAGCCGGUCCACCUUCAGCCAUAACCGGAACAACCGAGGCAGGUUUUGUUGUGUCCAACUAUUAUGGCAACGGUCAUCAAGACUCGACACAGUUAUUGCAGGCCUAUGUUGAGGAAGAGCAAGCGGAAGCACAAAGACAACAAUAUGAGCACCAAUUACAACAUCAGCAGCAACAACAACACCAACAGCAGCAAUUAGAUUUACAGCAAUUGCAACAGCAACAAUUGGAAUACCAACAAUUGCAACAGUUCCACCAACAGCAGCAACAAUUCCAACAUCAACAGCAACACCAAUAUGUCACCCCACAACCCCAACAACAAGCUCUUGUACAACAGCAAAGACCCCAGCAACACAAUAAUGAUCCAGCAGCUGCUGCCUUUGAGGAACAUCAACGUUUAGUACAACAACAAUUAGGUGCUGAUACUCCACUAAGAAUUUUUGUGCCCGACGAAGAAGAAGCCCGCUUGCAAAAGCGUUCCGACAAUAUUGUCAAGGGCACCAUAGAAGAUGUGGAAAACACUAUUGGUGUGGAAGAUGAACAGCCCCAAGAUGAACUAUAUGAAGUCUCCUCCUCCGUUGAAGUCUCCAAUGAAGAUCAACAACAACAGCAAGAAGAACAGCAGCAACAAACUUCAUCAAAUGAAGUAGAAUAAAUUUAGACAAAUUUAUGUUUGCGAACUUUUUUAAACCAAAUCUUUUUUAUAACGAUAAUAUCGAAUUUAAUUUGUAGGAAAAUAAACUUAAUAUUACUAUUUAUUUAUUAAUUUAUAAAAAAAAUAAAAA
Calliphora vicina (urban bluebottle blowfly) is the source of this 2080-nucleotide messenger RNA. Its product is annotated as transcription factor SPT20 homolog. The transcript is spliced from 4 exons. Bases 1 to 1950 code for a protein of 649 amino acids. The record is from RefSeq and is a predicted model, not a curated record. NCBI's taxonomy places the organism in Eukaryota, Metazoa, Arthropoda, Insecta, Diptera, Calliphoridae.